GAAGAAGAAGAAGAAGAAGAAGAAGAAGAAGCAGAAGCAGAAGCAGAAGCAGAAGAAGAAGAAGCAGACGCGCUGCCCCAGGAAGCGUGAACAAAUAUCGGCGUGGGUUUUUCCCGAACUCGCCGGUGUGCAUGUUUUUAAAAUGACGCACACGGUUGAAAAACAACAACAACAACAACCAUCCCUCUUUUUAGGAGUGUGUUGCCAAAGUGAGGAGCCGCGUCUUCCGCUGCACUCCUCCAUCGCCCUGUUUCUCCUGUCUUACUGCGAGUGCAAGUCCUUCAAAGUGUUCCUGGUCUCCGCCGCACCCGCCCGCUGCUCCCAGCGGCUGGAGAGUCAGCUGCCAGGGUCUCUGGAGGUGUCCGACACUCGGCUGGAGGAUGUGCCCCCUUUGGUGAGGGGCUGCCGCCUGCCUGCCGUGCUGGACGAGACCGGGCAGCUGUGCAGGGCGGGACUGGCUGUGGUCCUGAGACACAUCAUCAACAAGACCCUAGAGGCCGAGCCGUCUCGAAACGAUGUGCUGGCACUGCUGGGCUUCAAGAAGACCUGUCUGAAGGCCUGUGCCGAGGUGAGCAAGUGGACCAGGCUGUGUGAAACUGGCAUUCCCUCUGCUGUAGAAGAACGCCUCCAAAAUCCCAACAAUCACUCUCAGCAGCUGCCUCUCUCCAUCCUCACCCUGGAACAAAGGCUAGCGGAGCCUGUCAAAGUCCACAAUGAUGACAAAAUACGGAGGCAGAAACUCCAAGAGCAGAGGCGGAAUGGAAAGAAUGAGUCCCCCAAAGGCCAAGGGGAUGUGGACAAAGAGUCCGCACCUGGAGAGGCACCUCAGGCGGGCGAUGGACUUGAGCUCAGGGCCGCUUUGGCGAAGCUGUCUGUGGAGUCAGUUCCAGCCGUGGCCACUAGAGAGAACUCUGAGAUCAGGAAAGUGAAGACCACGGAUCUCCCUCCGCUGGAGCAUGUGUUUGCUGAAGGACUGUAUUUCACUCUGACGGAUGUGGUGCUGCUGCCAUGCAUCUAUCAGUACCUGUGUUCCCUCCAAGCCCACGCUGCGAGCACACUGCAUCAGCUCCCCCACCUCCUGCGUUGGUACAGUCGUGUUCAAGAGGUACCUGGGGUCCUUCGGGCAGCCAAGGCUUGUGGGAUGACUCUUUCCGUCCCACAAGUUCCCACGCCCAGACUCCCAGGGCUGUCAGCAGAGGAAAAGCCAACCAGCCCACUGGAGCAAGAAGACAACCCGGAGAUGACCACACAGCUUCCUUUUGUUGGUGGCCCCAGGCCCACAAUGACUAAACUUAAAGAAAAAGGCGUCGAGGCAGUCUUUGCUCCUCAUCCUUGCCCUGCCUGGACUCUCCCAUGGGACAACUUACCAGGAGCUAUCAACCCCACUGAAGGUAAAAUGUCAAAUAUUCGUGCCGUCAGGAAGAGGCAACAGCUGAAUAACUUGGUUGCCAUGGUUACGGAUCAAGCCAGGCCAGGAUACAGCAUUGUGGAUUUCUGCAGUGGAACGGGCCAUGUAGGGAUUGUGCUGGCUCACACUCUUCCAGAUUGCCAGGUCAUCCUCAUAGAGAACAAAGAAGAGUCCUUGGUCAGGGCCCAGAGUCGCAGUGCAGAGCUCGGUCUGAAAAACAUCGGCUUCAUUCAGGCCAACCUGGAUUACUUCACUGGACCUUUCCAAAUUGGGGUGGCCCUCCAUGCAUGUGGCGUUGCAACAGACAUGGUGGUGGAGCAUUGUAUCCAGGCAGGAGCUGCCUUUGUCAUCAGUCCCUGUUGCUAUGGCUUCAUCCAGAACGCAGUCAAGUUCACCUUCCCCAAGAGCAAGAGGUUCAAAGAAACUCUGACUUAUAAGGAACACAUGAUCCUCUGCCGCUUCGCAGACCAAACCGCUGUCCAGCUCCCUCCAGAACGACGACUCAUAGGUAAACAGUGUAUGGGUCUGGUAGACUUGGACCGGUCGUGGGAAGCAGAGACUCAUGGGUACUUGGUGCAAGUGAUGACCAUGGAGCCUGAAAGCUGUUCACCAAAGAACAACAUGCUGGUGGGAAAGCCGCCACAGAAGAGCGGACUGGACAUCGGUGUGAGCCAACUGGAAGCACCGGUGCAUAAUUAGGUCUGCGGUGUGGUACGGCCGAGCAUCUACAACAUGGCCAGGGUUUGAUAAAGUAACCAGUGGCUCCUGGUUGUGUCAUGACGGUGCUGAUGGUAUAACUGCUUUGUAUCCACCCUCAACCAUUUCUUUUUAUUCAUUUUUAAAAAGCUCUUUUUGUAAGAAAUGACCUCAGAAAAUAAAAAAGAUGUUUGCUUUUUA
Molecule: messenger RNA, 2305 nt
Organism: Scophthalmus maximus (turbot)
Lineage: Eukaryota; Metazoa; Chordata; Actinopteri; Pleuronectiformes; Scophthalmidae
Gene: gstcd
Product: glutathione S-transferase, C-terminal domain containing
Exons: 12
Coding region: 143-2107 (654 amino acids)
Source: RefSeq, a predicted model, not a curated record